AUGUCAUUUGCUAAUUCUUCUCAUUUUCUCUCACCAAACUCAAUGUUCAUUUUUCAUACGUUUCCCAUAUCUUUCCAACUCAACUCUCAAAUAUUGUGCUUAUGGACCAACUCCAACAGUUGGCUAUCUUUCUUUAAUCUUCCCGGUCGUCUUCACCUAAUUCAGCUACUCAUCCAAACACCGUUUUUUGGCCUGCAGCAUCCGCAUACACAUCUGCCUUAUCUACGCGGAAAUGACCGAGUUGCCAAUCCCGUACUUUUCUUUGCAAAUUUUCACCAACUUGCUGCAACAACAACUAAAUAUACAAUGAAAAGUUACCCUCCACUUUCAAAGCGUUUGCUCCAAGUCUCAUGCGCUAUUGUAUGGUGUUUACUUGCAGCUGGACCAGUAUUUGGUUUUGCAGCUCUCAAACCAAUCCUUAUUAAAGAAGGAAUUUACCAUGAAAAAUGUCCACCUUCGUCUAAUAAAGGUUCUGGUGAACCAUGUGUGGCACAAGAUCUUCUGUUGAACAAGAUGUUUACACUUGCGGCUGUUUUCACUAAUGUUGCUGCCCUUCCUGUUGGUUACAUUUUGGAUGAAUAUGGACCAAAAAUUAGUGGUAUCAUUGGUUCUGGCUUAAUAUUUUUGGGUUCUCUUCUACUUCGUCUUGGGUCGCAAGUUGGUAGCUCCUGGUUUGAUCCUUACUUGGUUGGCUACACAUUUCUUGCCUUAGGAGGACCGUUCGUGUUUAUCUCAUGCUUCCAAUUGGCCAACAGUUUCCCCAAAAACUCGGGUCUUAUCUUGGCAUUGUUAACCGGUGCCUUUGACUCUUCUCUGGCCCUCUUUCUUAUCUACCGUUUGAUAUACACCAAUAUCCACAAGGUUACUCUCAACCAAUUUUUCACCUACUACAUGGUGGUGCCUUUGUUCAUAUUGGGAUGUCAGCUUACAAUUAUGCCCUCGGAUUCUUACAAGACAAUGGGUACACUUGCAAAAAUCGGCACUACUGGUAUCGAUGAAACAGGUAGACCCAUUGAUGAAGACCUACUUAGUGUGGAAGAUAGAGAGACCGAUGAUGAAAUUGUGCAUCCUCAACCAACUGUCACUGAAUCUACUGCGUUGCUUAUGAGAAGAGCUUCGUUUUCUAGAAGAGAAUCUACUGUUUCCAGAGCUUCGUUUGCUUCGAGAAAUUCGAUCAAAUCAGUAUACGAACAAGAUGCUGAAACCAAGUUGGUUCAUUCCACAGGUGGUAUUUUUGGUAUCAUGCAUGGUUAUGACAUAUCUGAUCAGCUCAAAUCACCCUGGUUCGUUUUGAUGACUCUCUUUACCACCAUUCAAAUGUUGAGAAUCAACUAUUUUGUAGCUACCAUCAAGUCCCAGGAAUUGUACUUGUAUCACGGUGAUGAGGAAUUAGCAACCAAAAUCAACCAUUUCUUCGACUUGGCAUUACCAUUGGGUGGUUUGGCAUCAAUUCCAUUCAUUGGAGUUUUAUUGGACAAUUUCACCACUCUUACCAUCUUGUGUAUCUUGACAGUGGUGUCGUUGUUCAUUGGUGUUAUGGGACUAUUGUCAUGGAUUCCUGCUACUUACGCCGGUAUCCUCAUGCUUGUCGUUUACAGGCCAUUUUACUACACUUCUGUAUCAGACUUUUGCGCUAAAGUGUUUGGCUUCGAGACGUUUGGAACCGUUUACGGUGCCAUUAUUUGCUUUUCUGGAAUCUGUAAUCUCUUGCAGCUGGCGAUGGACCAUGCUACCCAUGAGACGUUUGGCAUGAAUCCCACGCCCAUCAAUGCCAUUCUCACUGGGUUGACGGCAGUAUUUGGAUUGAUCUUGAUACAGUAUGUGCGCUCCAGUGAAUUGGCAUUAAGGAGAAAUAACUUGGAGCUCGAGGCGCAAAAGGCAUCUACCAGAAGUAUUCCCACGCAGAUUCAAAACUGA
Messenger RNA from Meyerozyma guilliermondii ATCC 6260, 1917 nucleotides. RefSeq lists its product as uncharacterized. The transcript has a single exon. The record is from RefSeq and is a predicted model, not a curated record. Gene Ontology annotation, biological process: transmembrane transport. Gene Ontology annotation, cellular component: fungal-type vacuole membrane. Gene Ontology annotation, molecular function: transmembrane transporter activity. Bases 1 to 1917 code for a protein of 638 amino acids. Lineage: Eukaryota; Fungi; Ascomycota; Pichiomycetes; Serinales; Debaryomycetaceae.